Molecule: messenger RNA, 1728 nt
Organism: Cladophialophora carrionii CBS 160.54
Lineage: Eukaryota; Fungi; Ascomycota; Eurotiomycetes; Chaetothyriales; Herpotrichiellaceae
Exons: 1
Coding region: 1-1728 (575 amino acids)
Source: RefSeq, a predicted model, not a curated record
AUGGACACGGCACCACUGACUCUCGUAAGCACCACCUCGAAGACAGAUAUAUCGCAACUCCUAAUCCUGUCUGUGCAGGCUCAUACGCACGCGCGGAACGCAGCCCUCGAAUCGCGCCGUCACAACCCGGUCGCAGCCAGUGAAGAACAUGACCUGGCCGCAGCAGAGUUUGCUGCCGCUGCACAAGGGACAUCGGACUCGGAAGCCCUUCGAGUGUUGAAUCUGUUGGAGCAACAUCACAAGAAACUGGGACAAUUACUAAAGGCUGCACAUGAGAAGCCGAUUGUCAAAAGUAGUCCACCCUCAGCACCUGCAGAUGAUGGCGACAAUCCCACUCCAUCACCGGCCCCGCAAAAGCAGGAAACGGCCAGACCCUCUUCACCGGAGACGACUAUACAUGCGCCGAGAUUGCCUAAAGGGUUGAGAUCAAGUACGCGAGAGCUUUCAUCCUCUAUCGCAAGCAAUCUAGCCUCUGCCAGGGGUAUACCGAACAACCGCCAGAAGAGACCUACCCCGAUAUCUCCCUUGGUAUCUACUCAAAAUGCGGACGGUCACAUCGCUCAGGAUGACACGAGAGGAAAGAUCUUGUCAAGAGAAAGCGCAGAUGCGAGCGAUGCCCCUAUGUCGCGCUCAAAGCAGUCACAGUCACGUCCGUCGUGGGCUCCACCUCUAUCGCCUACCAAGGCAGAAUCAACCGAAAAGCCCGCCGAGCAAAGCUCCGAUGCUCCCUUCCAGCAAUUCUACGCGACUUUUGAAAGCCUCAUAUCCAAACUCUCCGCCCCGUUAGCAUUCGCCGGCCUUCCUCUCACCACACCAGGCACCCCAAAAGCAUCGCCAAAACCCUCGCUCCCCUCACCCAAGCAGCCCAAGCAGCCAGCCCGGCCGACCCCGGCACCCCCUUCGGUCGACUACAGCCAGCUCAUCUCUCGCGCCGCGCUCCGUGCCGUCUCGGGCGGUGGCUCCACAAACCCCUCGGAAUCCUUCUACGUCGUCCCUACCACCGGCGGUACAAUCUCGUACGCCGAGAUCAUGUCGCGCGCCGAGCGUGAAGAAGCACGCGCCGGCUUGCGUGGCCAUCAUCGACAAGCCUCGAAUCUCACCAACAUCUCCGAAGACGACUUUGUAGACGCACAGAGCACGAUCCUCCCCGCCCCAUCAGGACCUCCCAGCCGUUUCCGUCGCGGCGGCCAGGAAGACGUCAAAGUCAACGGCAAAACCAUGGAGGAACUCGCCCUCGAGAACCAAGCGCUCAAACACCUCUCCGACACUCUCUCCAAGCGGCUUCACGUAUUUGAAAUGUCUGCGCAGACCUCCUCCGCCGCACUGGCGCAGAGUAUUCGCUCCCUGCAUAACCGCUCGCCCAUGCUCUCGCCCGAAAAUUCACGUGGCAAACCGCUCAGCGGCAAACUGCUGGGCUUCGACAGCAACCCGUCCGGCCACCAAACGGACGAAGCCACACAGCGGCGUAUCGCUGAGCUGGAAGAGAUCCUGCGCAAGAGCGACGCCCGAGCGAGGAAGAAGGAGGAAGAAAACGUCAAGCUCAAGGAGACCAUCACCAAGUAUAGAGACAAGUGGGAUAGUUUAAAGGCGGGGGCCAAGGCGCGUAGAGAAAGGGAGCGGGCGGGCAGACAUGAGAGGACUGUCACGGAAGAGACCGUGACCGAGGCGACGGACGAGGUCAAUGCCGGUGGCGGUCAACAGACCGGCCCGCAGAGCAUGGCGGCUUGA